AUGCACCAUAAAGAUGUGCUUGAUCUUCUGCUCCACGCAUUUCAAUGUGAACUUCCGCAAUGCCAGGACCCUGACUGCCUUAAGGUUAAGGAAAUGUAUAGUCAAGGUAUAAAGUGUCAUGGUUUACGGUGCACAAUUCCUAUUUUUGGUGGUUGUGAUCCGUGUGCAAAAAUGUGGUAUGUGCUUCAACUUCACGCGCAAAAUUGCAACAAAGAAUUUUGCUAUGUGCCGCAUUGCAGUGAGAUAUAUGUGUACACAAAUUCAAUCCCUUCUUCUUCUAAUCCUUUUACAACAUCAACAUCUCUAACAGAAACAGUAACCGGAUCACAUCAAUUCAAGAUCACCGGUUAUUCAUUACUAAAAGGUUUAGGGCUUGGUAAAUAUAUAGCUUCGGAAACAUUUGAUGCUGGUGGAUAUAAAUGGGCGAUACAUUUUUAUCCAGAUGGGAAAAAACUCGAAGAUAAUGCUGCUUAUGUCUCUUGUUUCAUAGCUCUUGCUAGCGAGGGUACAAAUGUUAUAAGGGCUCUUUUUGGAUUAGCACUUUUGGAUCAGAGUGGGAAAGAAAGGCAUAAGGUUCAUAGUCAUUUUGAGGUAAGAACCCUUGAGAAUGGUCCUUAUAAGCUUAAAUACCGUGGUAGCAUGUGGGGAUAUAAACGUUUUUAUAGAAGAACUAUGCUAGAGAUGUCGGACUACCUUAAAGACGAUUGUCUUAUAUUUCACUGUAAGGUUGGCGUGGUAAAGUCCCACACAGAGGGAUCCAAGAAAGAACCUCCACCUGAGGAUAUUGGCCAGCACUCCGGGGAGCUCUUGGAAAGAGAACAAGCCGCGGAAGCUGUGGGGGACAAAAUGGGUGGUGGCCUCUCUGUUGCAGAGGCCGUGGUGGAUGAAAUGGAUGAAAAGGAUGUUGUUGUGGACAAAAUGCAUCACCUCUCCAUAACAGAGGCUCAUGUGCUGGAUACAAUAGAUGAACAUCACCGCUUUGUAGAUGAUGAGUGGACAUUAAUAUAG
Papaver somniferum (opium poppy) is the source of this 1008-nucleotide messenger RNA. RefSeq names its product BTB/POZ and MATH domain-containing protein 2-like. Gene Ontology annotation, biological process: protein ubiquitination. The transcript is spliced from 3 exons. Gene Ontology annotation, molecular function: protein binding. The record is from RefSeq and is a predicted model, not a curated record. The coding region runs from base 1 to 1008 and encodes 335 amino acids. Lineage: Eukaryota; Viridiplantae; Streptophyta; Magnoliopsida; Ranunculales; Papaveraceae.